GAGUCUGCUCCUCGUGCUGGGAGGAGGAAGGGGCAGGAGGCCACGCUAAAGGACAGAAAGUGUCAGAAAUUGUACCAGGGACAGACAGGGAGAGGUGCCUGUGCCAGGGACAGGAAGCAGUGAGCUGGAGGUGCAGGAGAAAGAGCCAGAGCUGUGUGGGGCUGUCUGUAGGACUGCAACCCAGCAAAGCGCUACAACACCCUCAGGGUUUGCUCCGGGCUUUCAGAAGUAAUUGGCAGCUCAUUGACAGCUUUGUAAUAGCACUGAAAGCCGUGGGAGGGAAGCUGCACAGGGUAUCUGGAGCCCUGGGCUUUGCCCAGGCUCUGGUUUCCAGGCGUGGCGGAAGCGCUGGUUCGUGCUGCGCAGGGGCCGCAUGAGCGGGAACCCCGACGUGCUGGAGUACUACCGGAGCAGCCACUCCAAAAAACCCAUCCGCAUCAUCGACCUCAACGAGUGCGAGGUGCUGAAGCACUCGGGGCCCAACUUCAUCAAGAAGGAGUUCCAGAACAACUUCGUGUUCAUCGUGAGGACCACCUACCGCACCUUCUACCUGGUGGCCAAGACCGAGGAGGAGAUGCAGGUCUGGGUGCACAAUAUCAGCCAGAUCUGUAACUUCGGACAUCUGGAAGAUGGCACAGGUUCUGUGGAGAGCCUGUCUCACACCACCUCGUCCCCACAGCCCUCGCCGGCCGCCUCCACGCACGCGUCCCGCGUGGCCGACCCCUCCUUCUCCGAGGAGCACGCUGCUGCCGCCGAGGAGACCCCCAGCGAGUCCGGGUCCGUCUUCCUCCCUGACUACCUCUUCCUGUCCAACUGCGAGUCGGGCAAGCUCAGCCACAACAGGUGUGACAGCUGGUCGAACUCGGACAGAUCCCUGGAGCAGACGUCAUCGGACGAUGUUUUUGUGGACUCCUUGCAAUCGCAGCCCUCGCUGUACCUUGUGCAGCCGGGCGGCGCCGGCCCCGCGCACCAGGCCGGAGCCCCGGUGGCGAACCCCGGCGUGGUGUCCAGGAGCACGGACCUCAGCGGGCCGUCCAGUGACUUCUCCUCCUCCUCCCCGCUGCUGGGCACGCCGCUGACACCGACGUUCCAGCUGGAGCAGAGCCAGCAGGCGCUGCCCUACGGCGUCACGCAGCUGGACGUGCUGUCCAACACGCCCCCGCCGCGCCCGCCCAAGCCCACGCACUUCUCGGACAGGAGAGGGGACGAGCUGGGCGGCGGGGCCCUCCAGAACGGGCACGCUGGCAUCUGCAGGCCUCAGGUCGCUCUGGUGCCCAGGAGGAUCUCCUUGUCCAGCUUGGACAACGUGAGGAACUGGAAGGCAGACAUGGAAGGCAGUUCCCUAAGAAGUCGAGAUAAGAGGCUUAGCUUGAAUUUGCCGUGCCGGUUCUCCCCGCUCUGCGCGGCUGCGGACGGCGCGGAGGACAGCUAUGUGCCCAUGCGCCCCAGCACCUCUCCCUCUGACUGCUCCCCUGAUGGCUACAUCCCCAUGAGCCCUGCCUCGGCCACCUUCACCUUCCCCGUGGUCAGCACUGAAAAACUCACCAGCCCUCUGCCUGAGCUUCCCUCCGACGUGGAGCCCCCUCCCGUGAACCGCGACCUCAAGCCUCGAAGGAAGUCACGACCACCUCCCCUGGACCUGAGGAACCUCUCCACAAUCCGGGAACACGCUGCCGUCACCAGGAUGUGGACUGUGCCUUACAAUCGAAUGAGCUUUAUCUCACCAGAAAGAGACGGUAUUAAUUCAGCAAGAAUAUUUGCCAAUUCAGUUUCCGGGGAAGAGGAAGAAAGUUACAUUCAUAUGGAACACAGACAGGCCACAUCUCCAUACAGUGGUGCUUUUCCAUGGACAAGGAAAUCUAACCUUGAUUACUUAGCACUGGAUUUUAACUCUGCUUCCCCAUCCCCUGUGCAGAAGAAACCUUUUCUGUCUGAGGAACAGAGAGUGGACUAUGUCCAGGUAGAUGAACAGAAGACUCAAGCUUUACAGAACACUAAGCAGGAAUGGACAGAUGAAAGACAAUCAAAAGUGUAAAGAAGAUUUGGGAUCUGGAAGGGGCUUUUUUUGCACUGGAACCACAAUGUUAAUGAAGCAGCUAUCACAGCAGAGCUCAAAGGCAGAGAGAGCUGUAAGAUGCUUACAGCCUGUAGAGGCAUUUUUACUGGAAACCUUUGAUUUCAGCUGGAAAAAGGAUGUUGUGUGAGUGAGUGGUUCACUGAUGACUGAAGUAAUGCAUUAGCCUUUUUACUGCCCUUACCAGUAUGCUACAUGGUACCAUUUUCUGGCAUGAUUCUGCAACGAGUCAUACACUUAACGUUAACAAAUCCACUACAAGUUGUAUUAAUCUAGUUUGUCCUGCCUUCUCCUUCUGUUGCAUAAUUCCUAGUUGCUAAAGCUAUUUUUUGAUAUUCCUACAAAUGCUGCAGGUGCUUGGACUGCUUUUAUGGUAGCAGGCAUCUGACAGGUUUUGGUGACUAAUCAACUAAGGGCUAAAAUACUGAAACAAUAAAAAGAACUUUUUGAAUAUAUAUAGUGCUUAAGCAAAGAGAAUUUUGAAAAAUAUUUUCCCCCCCAGGUUUAAAUGUUCUGGCUUGCGAGCUGAUGCUGUCAGAACUCAAAACAGGACUGUGUGUACCCAUGCAACUGGAAUGCAUGGUCUUUGACCCUCUGGAUGAAGGUCAUUGUGUUGAGCUUCUUCCCUCCGUUGUGGCUCAUACUUGUCACUUUUCUGUCUGAUUCCUACUGAUGUUUUCUCCCCUGUCUUGGGAAGUGUCUUUGGCGCAGCACAGCUGCUCUCCUAGUAGGAGGCUGCAGCCACACAGCUCUUGGCUGGCCAAAAAAUAGAAAGGGAAGCUGUGAGCCUGUUUCUGCAAGCCUCGGGAGAGCUGGCAAAGGAUCAAGACUGCUUUCAUCCGAACGGCAGAAGAAAUGCCAUUGGAAUUGCUGGUAGCAGUUGUCGGUCUGAUUGUCUCACUCAACCCACCCCAAAAUAAAAAAGCAUUAGGAGGUGCAGCAUGCUCUGAGCCUGCCAAAACAGGACAACAGUGUGCUCACACAGCAUGGGGACUCUGGGCUCAGGAAGCUUAUCUACCUUGGGACUUGUUACCGGCACUAUCUCAGGAUAACAUGUGUACAGUUUAUAAAAUAUUUAACUUUAAAUGUUGGGCUGCGGUCUUUAUUUUAUAAUAUUACAGAGACACACAGUGACUCCUGGAAGUGGGCAGUGAUUGCUGCGUGACCCACACUGGAGUUGGUCUCACAGGCUUUACUCCUGUAGAUGAGUCCCAGUAGCCAUAAGAGGUCUGAUCCUGUCAGAUGGACAGACAGGACCCUCACAAAGGACUUCUCUGACAGUGCCAACUCGCUGGCCUCCCUUUGUGUGCCUGUUGUUACCACCUUGCAUUGCUGUAACCUGACAUCCUAAAAAUUGUGAUGUACCAAACAGAGGUCACAGAAAUGUCAUUGCAGCAACCAUUUCAAGGCUCCUGCUCAGCCUCCUCCCUCCAUCCCUUGUGCUCCCAUCGUUCAGGUGCUCUGGGAGGGGGAGAAGCAGCACAGCUGACAGAAACACACUUUUCCUCCUACCUCAAGAGAUCUGAAGGGCUUGCAAGCCUCACUGCUUUUUUUUAGCCCAGCCCCUGGGGAUCUGUGGUUACCCUGCAAGAACGAGGUUCACCAGCACCUUCACUGACUGGGCAAACUGGGCAUGAAGUGUCCUGGACUAGAGCUGCUUGGAAAAGCAGGGUUAGUCCAGCUGACCUGCUCUUCCCUGCUACUCUGUUCCUCCUGCUCCCCACCAGAGCUCUCAAAAGAAUGUUGAUGUUCAUAAAAAUAUUGAAAAUAAUUCUGACUUUUCCAUAUAUAUAUGGAAUAUAUAUAUAUAUAUAUACACACCUUGUCUGCCUGGUGUGAAAUUUAGUUUGUUAAAACCCAGCUGUUUUGUCCUCUGACUGAUUUAGCAGAGCUGUGAGCGCCCGUGCCCUGGGAGUGCUACCGUGACAGGGGCAGGACUUUUGGGGAGAGGGCAGUGGAGAGCUGGACCUGCACAGAGGUGUCAGAGACAGGGAAGCAUGGGCAGGCCACGGAUACUGAGACCUUUGCCUUUUUGCUCAAAAGAAUUGCCUUUCUUUCAAAGUGUGCAAAUAGCAAAAAUAAUUGUUAUAGGCGUUACUCUGAGUUGCUGAAAGCUCUUGGUAUGCAAUGUACUGAAAGGGUCAAAAGACCAGCUAAAAGGUGUUUUAAAUUACAGACAACCUCCACAAAGGGUGAGUGAAGCUGUGUUCUGCUACUGCAGAUCCCGGGUCAGAACCACCUACAGAUCAGCUCGUGGUUGACUGGAGUGUUUCCUUUCAUGCUGUGAGAAGAUCUUCUGAAGUGGAAAAACACCAAGUUGUUGGAGACAACCGGCUCUCUUGUUAUUCUAGUUUAUUGUAAAAAAUAUUCAAACUCCCAACAAACCUGGCUAAUGGAUCAUUCAGAAGCUUAAAGAAGGAGCUGUAUCUGGAUUUUUACUGCCCUAAAAGGACAUAAGCAUUUAGCUUGACAGGGACUGUCCUUAGAUCAGAAUGGCCCCUUUCAGCUUCCCGUGUCCCCUGGUUGCCCUCACAACGCUCUUAUCUUGAUCAAACGCUGCUCACUGGUUUCUAACUUUCACUUUUAACUAAGAGCUAAGUUUGGGGGUUUGCUGCAGUUUUUCUUGGAACCUCUGUUUCUGCCGGCUGCUCCAGGGCCCAUGACAUACAUUCUCGUGCAAGUACAACACAUGAAACAGGAGCAAUUAAAAAAUACUGGGGCGGUGAGGGGGGGGAAAUUUAAAAGCAGAGCAGUCCUUCUCAAAGGCUUUUUUUUUUUUUCUUUUGUUUUGGUCAAAUUCCACAGUACUUGAAAGAGGGUAAAGAGGAGGAGGAUGGUGGCAGGGUGGCAAAGGCCAGGUCUGCUGUGGCCCCCUCACCACGAAGGGUUUGGUGUGAAGGGAGCUGCAGCAGCCAUGACUGACAAACCUGUGGGCCAGAACCCACAGAGCCAGCUGGUGGGAGUGGAGCAGAGCAAAAAGGAGUUACUGUUUAGUUAAAUCUGCUCUUAAAUCCUAAUCCCUUGGCCAAGGAGGAGAGAAAACCUGAAAACUGAGUCAGCUUUUGUCAGUGUCAUGUCUGAAAAUACAGCCUAGGCCAGAGGCCCUGGUUAGUACUGGCUCUGAGGCCAGCCUGGCACACUCCUGAGGGUGUCCUCUUUUUGCCAUGGGUUAUUUCAUGUAUUUUCUUCAAAAGUGUGGUUAGAGCUGAGGCAGGGAGAGGCUCUGCACCUAAAUGAGCACAGGGUGGCUGGUGGUUCCCUCUGCUGAGGGAACUGGCAUGGCCCAGCCCAGGUAUUUGUAGUGCCUUCUCCAGCCCUGCUGGGGCCUCUCACUUAAACUGGCGAGAGUGCUAAAUGAGCAGAACAGUUUUGGUUUCAUUGGAAAUGUCACCCUGCGGAGCUGCUGGAUGGAGCUUGCUUGCAGGAUGAGGUGGAAAACAACCAAGCUCAGUGGUUUGAGUCCUGUGCUUAUUGUUGGAGCCAUCAGCUGCUUCCCCCCGCUGAUUGUUUAAUAUGGCCUUACUCUCUCCUUCAAUGACCCCACACUUGACCAAGGCCUAGCAGAUCCACAACUCAUUUGCUUUGUGGACUAAACUACAUUUUUACAUUUACAAUUCCUUUAUGACAGGAGGCAGCAUUCAUUUCCUUACUGGCUGAAAUGGACACUUUCACCUGAGAACUGCCAGCAGCCAUGAAAGUGGAGCAAGGUGUUUGCAGCCAUCUCGCUUUGCCAGUGGCAGCACCUGCUUUCUUCAUUGUCACUAACUCCAUCCUAGAUGUAGAUUUUGGGGUUGCAUUCAGCUGCAGGAAUUCAGAAGUUUAGUAACUCAAAGACCAUCAAAUGCUGUGAUGAGAACGAAGCACAGGGCAAUGCCUUCCCUUUGUCCCCCCAUUCUGUGAAACUUGCUCAGGUUUGAAAAAAAAAAAAUAAAUAAAAGCCACCAAAAUAGCAGACAUUUGCCAUGUCAAAGCCAGGAUAUUUUUUUGUUUGUUUUCAAAUAAAAAUAAACUUUUUCAUGUGCAAAUGAAGCAUUAUACUUUUUUUUAAAUUUUAUUUUUUUUUAUUUGUAAAUUUGUGGGGAAGCAUUAAACAGUCAUCUCUGUUAGGAAGGGACAAGUCAUUGCUAGAGGGAAGGGGCUCGCCUUCCUCAU
This is a messenger RNA of Hirundo rustica (Barn swallow), 6226 nucleotides long. It is a transcript of the gene GAB3, whose product is annotated as GRB2 associated binding protein 3. Bases 374 to 2035 code for a protein of 553 amino acids. The transcript has 11 exons. Lineage: Eukaryota; Metazoa; Chordata; Aves; Passeriformes; Hirundinidae. The record is from RefSeq and is a predicted model, not a curated record.